This is a messenger RNA of Ectocarpus sp. CCAP 1310/34, 2116 nucleotides long. The record is from the annotation of a GenBank genome assembly. Lineage: Eukaryota; Phaeophyceae; Ectocarpales; Ectocarpaceae.
AUGGCGAUCGACAGCCCAGUGUACGUGGCUGCCGGGCUCACCUGCCUGCUGGGAAAGAUUCGAUCGUAUGAAUCGCUUGGGCCGCUCACUCAUCGCUCUGGGAUUCCUGCUCCGUUUAUCACGCACGAGCAAUGCGUUGACGUGGAAACUGACAUUCCUCUCACUCAAGCAAACGCAACACAAUUGGUAAAGCGCGCGGCGGACUUCAGGAGGCGCUACGACCAACUGGCCUGGAACAUCCUCAAGCUCAUGAACAGCGACCCAGGCGGAAGAUGUUACGGCCACCUCGACUGGGCGCUGCUGGACCGCCGGGAGUGGGCGGGUGGGCCCACUCGUGCGGACGACGGUUGCCCGCAUGUGCAGAAUGCGCAGCCAGGGUACUGAACGGUUGCAUCUUGUUGAUAUAAUCGAGACACGGAUUACAGCCUGGCUGGCGACAGCAAGUCGAAAGGCUAAUAGUUUCCUAACACACGUCGGCUUGGACAGUGACAAAUACCGUUUGCAGCAUCCUGGUACAAACCGCCACAGGAUCACUGACACAGAGUUUCCCGAUGUGGAGUUCAGACGAUUCAAGAUGAAUUUCGCAACAGUGAGGAUUGGGGAGGGGUGGGGCCAGGUAGGCACCAGGUCAUGGGGGCGAUGCAUUUUAGGCAAGGAGGAACACGCUGACUUUUCUAUGCGGCAUGGACACGAAGGAUACACAUCGUUUCUAAGUAGGGACGUGAAUAAGAGCGUAUUGUACGCGGAAAAGAAAUCAAAAAGGCAACAGCGGUAUUCAAAAGUAGUAGCUUGGGUGUUGUGGGGGCUACAUUAGACUAUGGCAGCAUUUCAAGGGAUUACAAUCUGUGUUUUGAUGCACUCGGGUACCCCGAUACUAUUUCACGCUCGCCCAGGUAUUCUCACUUUGGUGCAGGCUACUCGCAUGCGCCGAAACGGUUCCAUUGGCAGUCGGCGUUGCAAAUUAUGCCUAUACGUUAGAUUCACGAGUAGUGUCGGGAUUGCAUUCCGAGGGGGGUGGCGGAUGGAGCUCUUCGUGGAUUCGGACUUCGCCAGCAAGGCGACCGACCGACGGCCUGUUUCUGGUGCAGUGAUGAUAUCCGGUCUGUGUUGUGUAUUUAGGUAGGACGCAAAAAGAGCGACAUUCACUCUUCGGUAGGCGGACUAUGUAGCCAUGGCUAAUGGGAUGAAAGGGGCUAGUUUUUAGCAGGUAGUCUCCGGCUCCAUCGACAUAUAGCCAACAACCCCGGCUGCCAUCACGAACCCGAAGCAUAUCGGCGUCCGCCGCCACUUGAACCGUGAGCGCGUAGCGCGUGGGGGGGUUGAGGGCGUCCACGUACGGUCGGGCAUGCAGAGCUCUGGUGUUCUCACCAAACCACGCCCCAAGGAGGUUUUCUGGGCGAACCGUGACAUCGUGACGGAACACUUAGUGAACUUUCGGUGUAGUAUUGCAUUUGCUUCUGUUCUAGCUGUAGGGAGAAUACUGUUCCUGAUGUUGGCAUUAAUGCAGUGCAUGGAAAACUCAAGCGAGUGGGGGGAGGGCGGCCAUAUUCUGUUUGUUCGCGGAGAUGGUAGCGAUCGCUCAUUUUUUUUUUACGAUUUGUUCGGAUGACUACUGGCGAGUUUGUUUUGUUUUUUUUCUGAGGAUUCUUGUGCUUCGAAGAAAGGAGCGCGCUCUACCCCUUUUUUCACGCCGUGCGUGCCACUACUGUCGCGCGUUUUUUUUCGCCUCGAUUCACAAGGUUUGAGAAAUUAUGGUAUUCUGGAAUAGUGUGUGGCGAAUUUGAUGGAUUCACACUUGAACUAUGGAUAAAAUUGAAUUUCGGAAAUGAAGUAGAUGAUGCAGAAUAAGAUCAUGUGUUGAGAGAGAAGCUCUCUUGACCAGCGGCGCGGUGAGUUUUGGUAGAGAUAACGUGUGAAGAGGUGAUCCAUAUGACCGACGUGUGAUAGGGAUAGGAAUUUGACGCCAGACGUUCAGGAGUUUUCGUAGAACACUUUUUAUUGGGAGAUCGACAGAUAGAUUUCGUAACAGCGCGUGUCAUUGGGAGAUCAUAUUGAUUUGAAUGAUAGAUUAUUUGAGUAGGCAGUAUGUGAAGAGUGGGAAGGGAAGAGUUCGGUC